Messenger RNA from Dermochelys coriacea (leatherback sea turtle), 2751 nucleotides. Its product is annotated as 2'-5'-oligoadenylate synthase 1A-like. The record is from RefSeq and is a predicted model, not a curated record. Lineage: Eukaryota; Metazoa; Chordata; Testudines; Dermochelyidae. Gene Ontology annotation, biological process: regulation of ribonuclease activity. Gene Ontology annotation, cellular component: membrane; cytosol; nucleoplasm. The coding region runs from base 1044 to 1841 and encodes 265 amino acids. Gene Ontology annotation, molecular function: double-stranded RNA binding; 2'-5'-oligoadenylate synthetase activity. The transcript has 6 exons.
CCAAAGAAUCUAUGUUCCAGAGACCAGGCAAAAGAGAUCUUAGUUUAACAUCUAACAUAAUAAAUGAACCUUGAACGGUGCAAGACUUAUAAUGCUCCACUGUCAGUAUAGGCUGAGAGUCUAAGAACAGAAGCUGAGACCACAGCUUGUCAGUUUCUGGUUCAGGUUUAAGUGUUUCCAGAGCCAUGUUAACCUGCAUAGAAAGCAUGGGUACUUUUAUUUUCAAAUCAUGCAUGUCUCUUCAUGCUUUUGGAAAAACUCUUGCCACACACGGAAUCAUUAAUAAGAUGGUCUCAUUCCGGUGACAUGCAAACUACAAGUCCCACAAUGUUCUGCAGCUGGGGAGUGGUGCAGAAAUGCUUUCAGCCUGUUCACGUGGAGGUAACUGGGAAACAAAGAAAUAAACACAUUUGCCAUGAAGUGCAAGUAUCUUUUUUUGCAAAAGUAAAAGGAAUCUUCUUUGACGGGGGCCUGUACCGGGAAAGUUUUUUCAAUGUGAUAAACUCCUUUUUGAAUGGGUAUGCAUGAAAAAGAAAAUUAAUGGAAAGAAACCAGGGCUUCUGAACAGCUUAUUCUUCAGAAAACGUUUAGGUAGGUAAUUCAGGAGUGUUGUCUUUUUUCCUUUGUACAAUAGAAGCUAUUAUUAAUAUAUCACUAACUUUAACAGCAUUUUAUUAGACUAAAGUUUUGAAUGACUAAACAAGUUUUGAAACAAUUUUGGUAAAUACUGCAAAUAUCAGUGCAAUAUACUUUGAAUCACUAUCCUAACCACAGCUCUGUUCAGAGGUUUAUACUGUUUUUCAAAUGUAUAAAAUAAUUCUGUGCCCCUCUGGAGUAAAGUCUCUUACUUUUAUUUCUUUUUGUAAAGAGUGGGGUCUCUAAAAUCCUACAACUGUGAGCAAUGUGGGAAUGAUUUUGUCAGCCGCACUGCCUUGAGGUAUCAUUUCCGAGCAAAACAUCUUGGAAAAGUUCACUGUGAAAAAUGUGGUAGGGAAGUUUUGAGAAAAACACUUCAGGACCAUGAAGCAGCCAACCAUGAAAGGAUGACUGCUGAAAAACAAGGGUGUUUCUGGGACAUGCCCCCAAAGAGGGAAGCAAAAUUUGUGGCCAUGGAAAUAUCUAUCUCCUGUAGGACGUGCCCAAGGCAGUUUGGAACAAUCCACAGCAGGGAACACCAUGAGAAACAAGAUCAUCACUUCACAGCCAGCAAAAGAGCUCAAAUGGCCACUGGAUUUUCACCUAAUAUCUUGGAUUAUAAAAAUCCAACAGAAUUAAAGAGAUUUGUAGAAGAAAAGCUUCGACCCAUUCCAGGCCCUGCAAGCAUUGCCUGUGCAACAGAAAUAGAGGCAAUUAUUAAUUUGAUCAAGGAAUGCUUUCCAUUACCAGUAGCUCAGCUAAUCAAGGGAGGCUCAUAUAUAAAAGGAACUGAUUCACAAGGUUGGUCUGAUGUUGAUAUAGUGCUAUUUAGUGAAGCCUUUGAAAAUCUAGAAGACUGCAAAACGAAACUGCCAGAAGUUAUAAAUGAUCUUGGAAAAAGACUGAAGAAAUCUUCAUGGGCCAGCAGGAUAAUGAUGGAGAAAAGGUCCCAGUUAUCCUUACGGUUUCAUUUCAAGUGCUAUAAGAAUCACCAUGGUCACUCAUUUGAUAUCAUGCCUUGCUAUGACAUGCUGGGGCCUGCACCAUCAAUAGGUUUAAAACAGAGCUUUUACCACAAGAUCUAUCUCUGUAAUGACACUGAUGAAAUCCAGCUGUACUCAAUGUCCUUGCUGCAGUACCAGGUUGAGUUUAUCAAGGCAUCUACCAUGAGGGUGAAGGACCUGAUUCGUUUAGUUAAGCACUAGUUCAGGACUUCCUUUGCUAAACCAACAGCAAAAAAUAAGUAUGUAACUAACACUUGAGCCUCUUUUCCUUUUAACAUCCUUAUGUUUUUGAAGACUGAACAGUGAGUACUGUAUAAUGGAUUUUACAUAAUGUGUGUAUUAUGCUUCUCCACUACACCUUAAUAGCUGUUUUAUAACUGAACUAGAAUGUGAUCCAAUUAGACAGUGCCCUCGAGCAAGAAGAUGGAGAGGCGCACAGCUGUGCUAGUGCGAUUAAUAUAUUGGCAUGGCAUUCUCUUUAAUUGGAAAAAGUGACUCACUGUUGAUUGAGAUAAAGGACGCUCCACCUGUAUGGCUGACAAGACAGCUUCUGCAAAUGAAUGACUUGGUGGACUUUUCAAACCAAAUAGAGUAGAAAUCUGGCACACACUGUUUAAAAGGUGUGAAGCAAAUCAGCUGAGUAAGCAGAGCCUUUUACAAUAAGUAACUUCUGCUUAUUUAUGAAUUCUGAAUUACUGUUCUGAACAAUUAACCUAGUCUGUAGGUGGAACAUACAUUCUGGAGACUAAAGUGAAGGAAGAAUGGUUUUGUAGAUAACACACUUGACUGGAAUUCAGGAGAUCUCUGUUCCAUCUUCAGUUCUGCUUUAGUGUUCCUGUGUGACCUUGGGCAAGUCUUUCUGUGCUUCAGUUCCUGUCUAUGAAAUAAGGCUAUAAUAAUAAUACUUCCUUAGGUCACAGGGAACUUGUGAGGAUAAAUUCAUUAAUGUUGUGACACACCAGAUACUACUGCAGUGGAAGCCAUAAAAGGAACAAAAAGUGUGUCUAUAGCUCUGCCCGCUAUGACCUUCAUGUGGUUCUCUGUUUAGAUUAUCACUGCUAUCUCAUCUGUUCAGGAAGGACAAGCGCUAAUGGCCAUUUAAACUAUUUAA